AUGGCGGCUGAAGUAUUCGACACCAAUUGGAUGUGGCAUCCUUCUUUCACCGAGAGCCGCGCCGAGACAGCAGGCCUUUUUGUGCACUUCCGACGAGAUUUUGUACUGGAAAAGAUCCCUCCGGGGAGGUGUUGUCAAAUUCGAAUCACUGCAGAUACGCGAUACAAGCUAUAUGUUAACAAGGAGUUUGUGAGUUCUGGACCAGUAAAGGGAGAUCAGAGCCUAUGGUUCUACGAUGAAGUCGACAUAAGCCCGAGCCUACGCCUUGGGAAGAACCGAAUCGGCAUCUAUGUUCUGCGCUUCUUUUAUGCCACGAGAUUUGCGACCAGUUUCCCCCGUCUAUCCACAGGCGGGGUCUACAUAGCCCAUGUCGAUUCCCAGGUCCCCCAGAGCUUUGACAUAGGGAGUGGCUCAUUGUGGCAGACGGCGAUCGAUCAAUCGACCAUACUCUGCAUCGACCAAGCCGAAGACGACUUCUUGCACAUAUACGAAAGGAUUGACAGAAAUACCGACGUGCAAUUAGACUGGGUCCCAGCAGUCCUACUGCCUUUCCAGAAUUCUACUGGAGUCUCUCCGCCAUGGAAACUCUCCCCGCGGCUAAUCCCACGCCUACAACGCGAAAUUGCGCAAUUUAGCAUGAUUCAUAAUAUACAGAGCUGCGUACAACGUACUGCAUGGGAAAGAAGUCUCAUUACGACACCGUGGCAAGAAGUGCAUCUUCCACCUGGAACCAGGCAUGAGCUGGAGCUCGAAGUCCCCUACCACAUGACAGCGUUUCUCCGCUUCUGCUUUCAACGGCCGCAAGUGGGAGGAAGCACCGUGGUGAUCACGUACGCUGAGAGCUAUGAAGACCCGCCUACGUUGGUCCCAUAUCUGAGACGAAAGGGUCAACGUUGCAAUGUUAGUAAGUCCCUGUUCGGGCCUCAAGAUACAUACGUCUUUGGAGGCAGCAGCCGUUGUUUAGGCCUCUGUUACGAGAAUGACGAGGACGUCGACGAAACAUUCACACCGUUUCAUUUCCGCACGUUCCGUUUCAUCAGGAUCUCGAUAGAAGUUAGCAGCGCCUCUGAACUAGUUUUCAAAGGCAUUGAUGUACAAAGAGCCAAGUAUCCCCUCGACGUUCUCGCCACCCUCAAGGUUAAUCCGAAUGAAAGUGUCACAGCAAUGAGACUCUGGGAUAUCAGUAUUCGGACGCUCGAAAAUUGCAUGCAUGAUUGCUACGAGGACUGUCCUAUGUAUGAACAGCUGCAGUAUGCCAUGGAUACCCGAAGCUCUGCCCUGUUCACUUAUUACAUCUCGGGAGAUGAUCGACUUGCGAAACAGGCCAUCAUACAGCUCCAUAACUCCUUCCAGCCUCGUCUAGGCUUGACAUCAAGCCGUGCACCGACACACCAGCCUCAAAUCAUCCCUCAUUUCUCCCUAUAUUGGAUCUGCAUGCUGGCUGACCACUGGACAUUCUUUGGCGACCCGGGAUUUCUCCGCCCCUUUAUUCCAGUUGCUGAUGCUAUUUUGGCAUACUUCGACUCACGAAUCGACUCCGAUACUGGGUUGGUCAAGGUAGCAGAUGAGAUCGGGAUCUGGCAUUUUCAUGAUUGGGCAGAGGCAUGGCGUCCAUAUGGCAUUCCACCGGCUGUCACUCAGACAGGAAUCUCCACGUACUCCAACAAUCUGUAUGCUUACACCCUUCAGCAAGCAUCCAUCUUGCAGUCGACAUGCGCUGAAAGAGACACGAUUGCACAGGAAUACAUCCUUCGGUCCCAGCGGGUGGUUGAAGCGGUGCAGAAAUUCUGUUUUGACGGAGAAUUUUUUAGUGACACGGUCGUAACAGCGAGUUCCGAUAAAUGCCAUCAUCGAAGUCAACACAAUCAAGUGUGGGCAGUACUUAGCGGCGCAUCAAGCGGAAAGCAAGGGGAGGAUCUCCUCCGCCGGACUCUGAGCCCUGUGACCGGCCAAUUACUUACUCCUGCCUCUAUUUCCAUGUCUUUCUAUACGCUACGGGCGUUGAGCAUGGUCGGGGGUGAUUUGUACGAGGAGUCUUUCCACCGAUUUUGGGGACCAUGGAAUACGCAGAUAGCUUUAGGCUUGACCACGUGGGAAGAAGAUAGUGUAUCGCAGCGCUCCGACUGUCAUGCAUGGGGAAGCGCACCGAUUCAUGAAUACAUGGCCGAAGUCAUUGGUCUAAGACCAGCCAAGCCUGGCUGGACAUGCCUGGAGUUUCAGCCGAGACUGAGUCUCUAUCGAGAGAUUGAAGCAACCGUCCCGUUCCGCUACAAUGGUAGUACGGCUCUGGCGAAAGUGUCAUGGAAGACUUCUCCGUCAAAUGAAAUUGUAGUUUCUAUGAAAGCGUUGGGCAUACCUACAGCCAUUCCGGUUUCUGUCAAACUCCCAUGCAAGCCAGAAAUAUUCAUACAGAGCGCGGACGAAAUCAAAUUCCGCUUAAGCAAAAGUCAAGUCAAAUCAAAGGGUUCAGAAGUGCACUUAAUAGUUAGAAUAUCAGGUAACAUCAUAGAAGAUAUGCAAUCUGGGGAAUAA
Messenger RNA from Talaromyces amestolkiae, 2532 nucleotides. RefSeq lists its product as uncharacterized. The coding region runs from base 1 to 2532 and encodes 843 amino acids. The record is from RefSeq and is a predicted model, not a curated record. Gene Ontology annotation, biological process: carbohydrate metabolic process. NCBI's taxonomy places the organism in Eukaryota, Fungi, Ascomycota, Eurotiomycetes, Eurotiales, Trichocomaceae. The transcript has a single exon.